AUGCCUUUAUACGAGAUUGCCCAUACGGUUUCCUUGACCGAUGACCAAAAAGACUCGCUCGCGGCAGCAAUCACAGAGUUGCAUAGCUCGAAGUUUACAGUACCUCGGAUGUUCAUAAAUGUGAUAUUCACCAAUAUUUCCAACGUGCCUACAUACACUGGUGGAAAACGGACGACUGCAUCAAACCGGAUUGUUGCUAGGGUUCGACGUGGGUCUCGCUCUCGAGAGGACUUCAACUCACUCUGCAGUGAAAUACGAACAGCAUGGGCCCGCAUUGUUCACCCUGCAUGCAGCGCGGACCAGCUACCACCUGCUGAGCUGGAGCUGCGGGCUAUAUUCAUCACCGGCGAGCUACUUGCCGGGAUGAAGUGUGAGUUCCAUGUCCCAAUGGCUGGGGCGGAGCUUGAGUGGGCCAAAGAGCAUUACACCGAGUUUCAGACAAGAGCGGCGCAAGGGGACGAGGACUUCGUUGGUCUAGUUGGGGAAAUAGACCAAUGGCUUCACAAAUAG
Messenger RNA from Clonostachys byssicola, 510 nucleotides. NCBI's taxonomy places the organism in Eukaryota, Fungi, Ascomycota, Sordariomycetes, Hypocreales, Bionectriaceae. The record is from the annotation of a GenBank genome assembly.